GGAUAUAUGCAAUUAGGAGUUUGAUAUUACUGAGAAACCAAAAUGGCUGCACAGCAAAGUGGAUUGAUUCCUCGUGUGAAACUUGGAACCCAGGGCUUUGAGGUUUCAAAACUGGGAUUUGGGUGUAUGGGCCUCAGUUGGGCCUACAAUGACCCUGUUGCUGAAGAGGAUGGUGUAUCUAUUAUUAAGUAUGCAUUCAACAAAGGGAUCACUUUCUUUGAUACUGCUGAUUGUUAUGGAGCUGCUGGUGCAAAUGAACAUUUGGUUGGAAAGGCCUUAAAGGAGCUACCUAGAGAAAAGAUCCAGUUAGCGACAAAAUUUGGUAUCACGAGAAGAGAAUUUAAUCAAUUUACAGCUCUUUCUGAUAUACUUGUCCAAGGUUCACCUGAUUAUGUGCGCUCAUGCAUUGAAGCUAGCUUGAAACGUCUUGAUGUUGAAUACAUUGAUCUCUAUUAUCAGCACAGGGUGGACACAUCUGUACCAAUAGAGGACACAGUAGGUGAACUUAAGAAAUUGGUGGAAGAGGGUAAAAUCAAGUAUAUUGGGUUAUCUGAAGCCAGCCCUGAUACAAUAAGAAGAGCACAUGCAGUUCAUCCCAUCACAGCUGUACAAAUAGAGUGGUCCCUCUGGACUCGUGACAUUGAGGAGGAGAUAGUUCCUCUGUGCAGGGAGCUCGGUAUUGGCAUUGUACCGUAUGGUCCUCUUGGUGGUGGCUUUUUUGGCGGAAAAGGUGUUGUGGAAAGUGUGUCUGCAAGUAGCUCUCUGACUAUACAUCCCCGCUUCCAAGCUGAGAACUUGGACAAGAAUAAGAGUAUAUAUUAUCGAAUUGACAGUCUUGCUAAGAAGCAUCAGGCCACUCCUGCUCAAUUGGCAUUAGCAUGGGUACUCCAACAAGGCAAGGAUGUUGUGCCUAUUCCUGGAACAACAAAGAUUAAGAACCUAGAUCAAAAUAUCGGUGCCUUAGCAGUAAAACUAUCAGAAAAGGACCUGAGAGAAAUUUCUGAGGCAGUUCCCACUGAUGAUGUAGCAGGUGGGAGACACCACAAUGGACUCGAUCAUUUUUCUUGGAAGUUUGCUAACACACCUCCAAAAGAUUCGAAGAUCUCAACCUGAAGCUCUCUAAAUCCUUUUCAGUUAGAGAAUGCUCUCAGUCAUGAUUUAAGGGCAGCAAGGCUGAUAGAAGCAAAUAUCAGGAGUCUACCUGAAACUAAACAUCAGAGUUUCACCAAAGUCUCUGUUGUUAAUUAUGCUUUUCCCCAUUGCUCACGGGGAGAUUGAAGAAUUGAAGAAGAAAAUGUUGCAUUAAUAUUACUAUUCACAUAAAGUUCCUCUGUAUGCAUGCUUAUGUAUUUGUGUAUUUUCUACUAAUAAAUCUGUAGCCAGACUUUUCCCAUUUUUGUAUAUAUUGUACUACCAUAAAGUUAAAUGAAAUAAGAGUACUUAUACAAAGACUGCAUAAG
Messenger RNA from Lotus japonicus, 1460 nucleotides. Its product is annotated as probable aldo-keto reductase 1. Bases 43 to 1113 code for a protein of 356 amino acids. The record is from RefSeq and is a predicted model, not a curated record. The transcript has 7 exons. Gene Ontology annotation, cellular component: cytoplasm. Lineage: Eukaryota; Viridiplantae; Streptophyta; Magnoliopsida; Fabales; Fabaceae.